Messenger RNA from Neomonachus schauinslandi (Hawaiian monk seal), 1418 nucleotides. It is a transcript of the gene TBC1D10C, whose product is annotated as TBC1 domain family member 10C. The transcript is spliced from 9 exons. Lineage: Eukaryota; Metazoa; Chordata; Mammalia; Carnivora; Phocidae. The coding region runs from base 7 to 1407 and encodes 466 amino acids. The record is from RefSeq and is a predicted model, not a curated record.
GGCACCAUGGCCCAGGCCCUGGGGGAGGACCUGGUGCAAACGUUAGAGCUGCAGGACGACUCCAGCUCUCUGGGGUCCGACUCAGAGCUGAGUGGGCCCGGCCCAUAUCGCCAGGCUGACCGCUAUGGCUUCAUUGGGGGCAGCUCAGCAGAGCCAGGGCCAGGUCACCCUCCUGCAGACCUUAUCCGCCAGCGGGAGAUGAAGUGGGUAGAGAUGACCUCGCACUGGGAGAAAACCAUGUCUCGGCGGUACAAGAAGGUAAAGACGCAGUGUCGGAAAGGCAUCCCCUCGGCCCUGAGGUCCCGGUGCUGGCCCCUGUUGUGCGGGGCCCACGUGUGUCAGAACAAGAGCCCUUGUACCUAUGAGCAACUGGCCAAGGCCCCUGGAGACCCACAGUGGAUGGAGACCAUCAGCAGGGACCUGCACCGCCAGUUCCCUCUACACGAGAUGUUUGUGUCACCUCAGGGUCACGGGCAGCAGGGGCUCCUGCAGGUACUCAAGGCCUACACGCUGCAUCGGCCCGAGCAGGGCUACUGUCAGGCCCAAGGCCCUGUGGCAGCCGUGCUACUCAUGCAUCUGCCCCCGGAGGUGAGCCCUCCCCUGUGCUCCUUUCCCCUACCCCGCGGUUCCUUCUGUGCCCCCACCCAGGAGGCCUUCUGGUGCCUGGUACAGAUCUGCGAGGUCUACCUCCCCGGCUACUACGGGCCCCACAUGGAGGCCGUGCAGCUGGACGCCGAGGUAUUCAUGGCCCUGCUUCGACGGCUGCUCCCGCGCGUGCACAAGCACCUGCAGCAGGUGGGCGUCGGGCCUCUGCUCUACAUGCCCGAGUGGUUCCUGUGCCUCUUUGCCCGCUCCCUGCCCUUCCCCACCGUGCUGCGCGUCUGGGACACCUUCUUCAGCGAGGGUGUGAAGGUGCUGUUCCGCGUGGGGCUGACGCUGGUGCGCCUGGCGCUAGGCACCACUGAGCAGCGCCUGGCCUGCCCCGGGCUCCUGGAGACCCUUGGUGCCCUACGAGCCAUCCCCCCCACCCAGCUGCAGGAGGAGGUCUUCAUGUCCCAGGUGCACAGCGUGGCGCUGUCUGAGCAGGACCUGCAGCGGGAGAUCAAGGUCCAGCUGGCCCGGCUGCCUGAGUCGACGUCCGGGCCGCCCCCCAGGCCUCAGGCCCGCCUGCCUGGGGCCCAAGCCAUCUUUGAGGCCCAGCAGCUGGCAGGGGUGCAGGGAGGCACCAGGCCCGAGGUGCCCCAGAUAGUGGUGCAGCCCCCAGAGGAGCCCAGGCCGCCGCGACGCAAGCCCCAGACCCGAGGCAAGACUUUCCACGGGCUCCUGACUCGGUCCAGGGGCCCCCCUCUCGAGGGCCCCCCCAGGUCUCAUCGAGGCUCCGCCUCCUUCCUGGAUACCCGGUUCUGAAGGUUCGACUU